GUUGUAAUAUACAGGGGCUACAGUAAGCGACCACACGUAGAACCACGAAAAAACUCAGCCCUUGCGGCUUGGAGCCUCUUAGUUAGUCAGAAUCGAAUACAUCGAAUUUACAUCAAUGAAAGCUGGAGUAUGGAGGUAUAUUGACCCGAACAAUAUUGAUCCUCCUAUUCUAGAGCCACCCACUCAUCCUGCCCCUGGCUUUGUGCGCGCCGCAGCACAGGCAGGCCAAGGGUUUGCAACAUCUUCAUCUUCGCAGCAAGCACCCGCAGGUGUGGCAACAAGAGGGCGAUCCUCUGCACAGCAACCUCAGCAGUCUGUCGAAGACCAACAACAACUUUCCUCGCAACUGAUGCCAAUCACAUAUGCGAGUUUGACCGAAGAUCAAAAAGAAGAAAUUCGGAUCCUAAAAGACGAUUACCAACAUGAUCGUAAGAUGUGGGAGAAACAAGAGGAAGCCGUCCAAGGCAUCCGCGCAAAAUACAAGAGUCAAAUCAAACGGGACUUCCUCCCGUAUACAUAUGGCUGUGAUUCAGCACACGCGAUGCUUGUGAAUCUGAAAACACGCUUCGCACCUACCGACCGUGGUAGAAUCGAAGAAUGGAAGAGUGAGUGGAGAACAUUGCAAAAGAUACCAAAGGGGUCAACUGUCGAUGAUUGACUGUCGCAAGCUACAAGUUGCCCCAUUCAUUGGACAUACACCGAUCUGUCGCAAGCUACAAGUUGCCGAAUUCAUUGGACAUACACCGAUCUUUGACUUUUUAGGUGCAAUCUCUUCCUCGUCACCACCAUUUGUCAGUAUCUUGGAUAUGAGACUCAUCCACAAGUCAACAACAUAUUCUCUCACGGGGAGCAUGGAGUCUUCGCAACAAUGGAUAAUAGUGGAGAAAGUAGUGAUGGAGUCUUUGCAGCAACAGACGGCAAUGACAAUGAACCUGCACACUACAAGGCUGCACAAAUAGAAAUACUUCUGCUAGACGAUGUCCAUGUGGAUCAAAACACAAAUGGAGAGAUUAUUAUUAUAUUGUUGAAUCAAAAAGACACAGUGGAUGGAAACCUAAAAAAGAAACUGAGAUGAAAGUGUGGAACUACAUUGCAGAAAGACCAUCUUUCCAGUCUAUAAUUUCCAACUACUUGAGCAAGAAUGGAUCAGGGGACAACAGUCUGCAAGACAGUACAACCUUGAUUCUGGAGCCACGGUGCACAUCUGCAAUGACCUAGCAAAAUUCCACAAAUUCAAAAAGUGUGAUAGUGAAAAAUAUCUCCUCGCAGGAGAUCAACG
Molecule: messenger RNA, 1279 nt
Organism: Pseudogymnoascus destructans
Lineage: Eukaryota; Fungi; Ascomycota; Leotiomycetes; Thelebolales; Thelebolaceae
Exons: 2
Coding region: 116-658 (180 amino acids)
Source: RefSeq, a predicted model, not a curated record